Echinops telfairi (small Madagascar hedgehog) is the source of this 3253-nucleotide messenger RNA. RefSeq names its product sorting nexin 9 (gene SNX9). Lineage: Eukaryota; Metazoa; Chordata; Mammalia; Afrosoricida; Tenrecidae. The transcript is spliced from 18 exons. The record is from RefSeq and is a predicted model, not a curated record. Gene Ontology annotation, biological process: cleavage furrow formation; plasma membrane tubulation; endocytosis. Gene Ontology annotation, molecular function: protein binding; phosphatidylinositol binding. Gene Ontology annotation, cellular component: cytoplasmic vesicle; plasma membrane. The coding region runs from base 10 to 1869 and encodes 619 amino acids.
GCCCGGGUUAUGUAUGAUUUCGCUGCUGAACCUGGAAAUAACGAGCUGACGGUUAACGAGGGAGAGAUCAUCACCAUAACGAAUCCGAACGUUGGUGGAGGAUGGCUGGAGGGCAGAAACAGCAAAGGAGAGCAAGGGCUCGUUCCCACAGACUACGUCGAGAUGUUACCCUCUGAUGGGAAAGACCCAUUUUCCUGUGGAAAUUCCAUGGCAGACCAGGCCUUCUUUGAUUCCCUAUCCACAAAUGCAGCACAAGCCAAUUCGUCCGCUGCCAACAGUAACAACCAGGUGGAUGCUUGGGCUCACCUUGGCUGUGUUGAAAGUCUCAGCCAGUCACCACCCUCUUCAGCCUCUCCUUCUCCUCCUUCUCCCAUCAAUAAGACACAGGUCAGUGGGGGCAGCGACCCCUGGUCUGCCUGGAGCGCAUCCAAAUCCGGGAACUGGGAGAACUCCGAUGGCUGGGCAGCCAAGCCCGAAGGUGCUGCUGCCGCCCAGAGGAACUCCUCCAAUAAUUGGGACUCUGCCUUCGGCCACCCCCAGGCCUACCAAGGACCAGCCACUGGCGAUGAGGACGAGUGGGAUGAGGACUGGGAUGACCCCAAGUCGGCGUCACCUUACUUCAAGGACCCAGAGUCCACCGAGGCAGGGGCUGCUCAGCGAGGCCGGCCGGGGACCUCGUCCAUGAAGCUGCCGCUGAACAAGUUUCCUGGAUUUGCAAAACCGGCGUUGGAUCAGUAUUUGUUGGCCAAGCCACUAGCAAAACCCAAAGAGAAGAUUUCCAUCAUUGUCGGCGAUUACGGCCCGAUGUGGGUGUACCCUACCUCCACAUUCGACUGCCUGGUAGCAGACCCCAAGAAAGGUUCCAAGAUGUAUGGGCUGAAGAGCUACAUCGAGUACCAGUUGACACCCACGAACACCAAUCGAUCGGUGAAUCACAGGUACAAGCACUUUGACUGGCUGUACGAGCGUCUCCUGGGGAAGUUUGGGACAGCCAUUCCAAUCCCGUCUCUUCCAGAUAAGCAGGUCACAGGUCGCUUUGAAGAGGAGUUCAUCAAGAUGCGCAUGGAGAGACUGCAGGCCUGGAUGACGCGGAUGUGCAGGCACCCGGUGAUCUCAGAGAGCGAGGUCUUCCAGCAGUUCCUCAACUUCCGGGACGAAAAGGAGUGGAAAACGGGGAAGAGAAAGGCAGAAAAAGAUGAGCUGGUGGGAGUGAUGAUCUUUUCCACCGUGGAGCCAGAGGCGCCUGACCUGGACCUACUGGAAAUAGAGCAAAAGUGUGAUGCCGUCAGCAAGUUCACCAAGGCCAUGGAUGACGGCGUGAAGGAGCUGCUGACAGUGGGCCAGGAGCACUGGAAGCGCUGCACAGGACCGCUGCCCAAGGAGUACCAGAAGAUCGGCAAGGCGCUGCAGAGCUUAGCCACGGUGUUCCGCUCCAGCGGCUACCAAGGUGAAACAGAUCUCAAUGAUGCAAUAACAGAAGCUGGGAAGACUUAUGAAGAAAUUGCCAAUCUUGUGGCAGAACAGCCAAAGAAGGACCUCCACUUCCUGAUGGAGUGCAAUCACGAGUACAAGGGCUUCCUCGGCUGCUUCCCCGACAUCAUCGGUGCUCACAAGGGAGCAAUAGAAAAGGUGAAGGAGAGCGAUAAGCUAGUGGCCACUAGUAAAAUCACACCACAAGACAAGCACAGUAUGGUGAAGCGGGUCGGCACUAUGUCUUACGCACUACAAGCGGAGAUGAAUCAUUUCCAUAGUAACCGGAUCUACGAUUACAACAGCGUCAUACGCCUGUACCUGGAGCAGCAGGUACAGUUCUAUGAGACGAUUGCAGAGAAGCUGAGGCAGGCCCUCGGCCGCUUCCAGGUGAUGUAGACCAGACCGACGCGUGCCUGUCUCCGCUCGGGCGUGUGACGGGAAGUCGUCAUUCUCCCGCGAGUGCGAAGGGGAGACAAGGGAAGAGGAGAAGAGUGGCCAGCGCAGGUCUCUCCUCCCUGAGGCCUGAGCGCCCAGCCCGCCGGCUCUGUCUGCAGCCGUCAUGAUACCAAUGGAGACAGUGCCUAUUUUUGGAAUAUACUUAAAUCUCGCAGGAUUUUCAGAUGGAAAAUUUGGUAUUUUACAGAGCCUCCUAAUUUAUAGCCCCCACCUCACCCCUAUCCCAUCUCCCAGUUGGUAUCCAAUGUCAGACACUUACUAAUUACUUUCUUACAAAUAAGAAAUCUGCCAGAAUAAAAAACAUGUAUGUAUGUAUGUAUAUUUUUAUAACGCUCGGUCCUCUGGGAUCCGGUCUGUUGAGGACAUUUGGUCCACCUUCCACUGCCUUCCAUGUUUGGGAUUUAAGGGCUGACCUUGACGCGCGAGCUUCCCGCCCGCCGACCUGCCUGGCUCUUACGUAGGACACAGUAUGCCGCUCUGCGAACUGGCGACCAGGCUGCCUGGUUUCUUCUGCCUCUUACCCUCCGCAGAGAGAUUUAUCUCUGCUAUUAGCCAGAGGUCAGCGGUUCAAACCUGCCACUCACUCUCCCAGUGCCUUCUCUCUCUGCACCUCCCACCUCACCAAGUGAGGGCCCACUUGCACUAGAAAGAGUAAGUCAGAAAGGCACUGCGAGCAUGCUGUGCCCUGGAGUUGACUGUGGACCAGCCGGUCAGCUGGUCUCUUCUGAAAAGGUGAGAGAGACCCCAGUUGAGGGAGGAAGCUUCUUCCCUCCCCACCAAAAAGGAAUUGCGAGGGCCCAAGGGACUGGUGGCCCCAGGGCUUUGAGGUUUAGGGACAAGCACAUGUGUUGAUUUUUCUGGCCCAAUCCUCAAGUUCAGAGCGUUCUCUCCCGACUGCUGCUACUUCAGUGACCGCCACAGAGCGCGCAGUCUCACCCACUGCCUUCCUCACAGACCCCCACCCCACGAUGCACAGCUGCCUUACUGCAUAAGCUCCCACCUAAUCGUUAGACUGCAGACACAGGAGCGCCGGGCCGGGAGAGUAAGGUGAAACCAAUCACCUAGACACGAAGUCAAAUGAGCAUGCAGGUGUGGACGCCUUUUCCUCCGUCUCACGGGCUUUGUUAAUGUCUUCUAGGUAAUUCACCCCCACUUGAUUUUUCUUUUAUAAAGUCCCCUAGAUCCAUGUUUAUGAUGCAACCCUUUAAUAUGUGUACAAAUUGUAAAGAAUAUGUAUAAAUGUUUUACACAAAUGUAAGCACAUGUAGAAGCCAACAUAUAAAUAAAUUGUUUUAAAAAACAAUAACUACAGUAAAUUCUCAAA